This is a messenger RNA of Mercurialis annua (annual mercury), 3562 nucleotides long. RefSeq names its product vacuolar protein-sorting-associated protein 11 homolog. Gene Ontology annotation, biological process: endosome organization; intracellular protein transport; vesicle-mediated transport. NCBI's taxonomy places the organism in Eukaryota, Viridiplantae, Streptophyta, Magnoliopsida, Malpighiales, Euphorbiaceae. Bases 309 to 3194 code for a protein of 961 amino acids. The record is from RefSeq and is a predicted model, not a curated record. Gene Ontology annotation, cellular component: HOPS complex; endosome. The transcript has 5 exons. Gene Ontology annotation, molecular function: protein-macromolecule adaptor activity; protein binding.
ACAGAGUUUUCACAAGGCAAAUCCUAAAUCGCACGUAUUUUCUUCCUCUUGAUCUUCAACAUAAACUCAGAACGCGAAGCAAAUCAAUUUUCCUCUUCCUCGCCGCUGACAGUGAGUGCUGUGUACAUUCCGUCCGCCACCACUUCUGCCAACAGCGCUGUGUUAAUUCCGCCGUCCGCCGCUCUUUGCGAGGAAAUUUUAAUAGCUUUUUACUUAUCAGUUCUUGUUCCUUUGAUCGCUCUUAGUAUAAUGUCCAUUAAAUUAUGUUUAUUUGAAUUGAAUUAAGAAGGGAUCAUAAAUCGGAGAUAAUGUACCAGUGGAGAAAAUUUGAGUUCUUCGAAGAAAAAUACGGAGGAAAAAGCAAGAUACCAGACGAGGGUAUAACUGGAAAUAUUAAUUGUUGCUCUAGCGGUAGAGGUAAGGUCGUGAUCGGCGCCGAUGAUGGCCAAGUCACCUUACUAGAUCGCGGACUUCACUUUAAUUUCUCAUUUUCAGCUCAUUCUUCCUCCGUACUCUUCCUCCAGCAACUUAAACAACGGAAUUUCCUUGUUACUGUUGGUGAAGAUGAGCAAAUUACACCACAGCAAUCUGCAAUGUGCCUCAAGGUUUUCGACCUCGAUAAGAUGCAAGCCGAAGGAACGAGCUCUACUGUCCCGGAUUGUAUCGGGAUUUUGCGCAUCUUCACCAAUCAGUUUCCUCAAGCUAAGAUAACGUCGUUUUUAGUGCUGGAGGAAGCUCCUCCGAUAUUGCUCAUAGCUAUUGGAUUAGAUAAUGGUUCGAUUUACUGUAUUAAAGGAGAUAUUGCUAGGGAGCGUAUUACGCGAUUCAAGCUUCAGGUUAUGGAUAAUGGUAAUGUUUCAGAGAAAAGUGAUUGUUCUGUUACUGGUCUUGGAUUCAGAGUGGAUGGUCAAGCCCUUCAAUUGUUUGCUGCAACACCGGAUUCUGUUAGUCUUUUUAGCUUGCAGAGUCAGCCGCCCAUACGCCAAACACUAGAUUAUAUAGGAUGCAAUGUCAAUAACGUAGCUAUGAGUGAUCGCUCGGAGUUGAUAAUUGGUAGACCAGAAGCUGUGUAUUUUUACGAAGUUGAUGGGCGUGGUCCUUGCUGGGCGUUUGAGGGAGACAAGAAAUUUGUAGGAUGGUUUCGUGGUUAUCUUCUAUGUGUGAUUGCUGAUCAAAGAAGUGGUAAAGAUACUUUCAACAUUUAUGACCUGAAGAACCGUUUAAUAGCUCACAGUCUAGUUGUUAAAGAAGUUUCUCACAUGCUUUGUGAAUGGGGUAACAUAAUUCUUAUAAUGAAUGAUAAGUCAGCUUUAUGUAUUGGAGAGAAAGAUAUGGAAAGUAAGUUAGAUAUGCUAUUCAAGAAAAACCUUUACACUGUUGCUAUCAACCUUGUCCAAAGUCAACAAGCUGAUGUUGCUGCCACUGCCGAAGUGCUUAGGAAAUAUGGAGAUCAUCUAUACAGUAAACAAGACUAUGAUGAGGCUAUGGCUCAGUAUAUCAACACUAUCGGUCACCUUGAACCUUCAUACGUGAUACAAAAGUUCUUGGAUGCUCAAAGAAUUCACAACCUUACAAAUUACUUAGAAAAAUUACAUGAGAAGGGGCUUGCUUCUAAAGAUCAUACCACUCUUCUCUUAAACUGCUACACCAAAUUGAAAGACGUAGACAAGCUGAAUUUAUUUAUUAAAAGUGAGGAUGGUGGUGGGGAACAUAAGUUCGAUGUGGAAACUGCUAUAAGGGUCUGCCGUGCUGCCAAUUACCAUGAGCAUGCAAUGUAUGUUGCUAAGAAGGCUGGGAGACAUGAAUUGUAUUUAAAGAUCUUACUUGAAGACCUUGGCAGAUAUGACGAGGCCUUGCAGUAUAUAUCGAGCCUUGAACCAAGUCAGGCUGGUGUUACAGUAAAGGAAUAUGGUAAAAUUCUCAUAGAGCACAAGCCGGUCGAGACAGUUGGGAUACUUAUGAGGCUUUGCACUGAGGAUGGAGAAUCAUCAAUGAGAGGAUCCUCAAGUGGUGUAUAUUUGUCAAUGUUGCCAUCUCCUGUGGAUUUUCUUAAUAUUUUCACCCAUCACCCGCAUUCCCUUAUGGAUUUUCUUGAAAAAUAUACUGACAAAGUAAAGGAUUCUCCUGCUCAGGUAGAAAUUCACAAUACAUUGUUGGAACUCUACCUCUCAAAUGAUUUGAACUUUCCUUCAAUAUCACAAGAAAGCAAUGGUGUAGAUAAUUCACUUAAAGGUAAAUCUGGAGCAGCUGAGAAAUCCAAAGCAGAAUCAAAUGGGAAAGAAACUGUUGAUCAAAAAGAUACAUAUAAGGAAAAAAACCGUUUGAAAAGGCAACAAAAUGGACUUUCUUUGCUCAAAAGUGCAUGGCCAGCUGACCAGGAGCAUCCCCUUUACGACGUUGAUCUUGCUAUAAUUCUGUGUGAGAUGAAUGCAUUUAGAGAGGGACUAUUGUAUCUCUAUGAGCAGAUGAAGCUUUUUAAAGAGGUUAUUGCUUGCUACAUGCAGGCCCACGAUCAUGAAGGAUUAAUUGCAUGCUGCAAAAGACUAGGGGAUUCUGGUAAAGGAGGUGACCCGACUCUUUGGGCAGAUCUGCUAAAAUAUUUUGGUGAACUGGGAGAAGAUUGCUCCAAAGAAGUGAAAGAAGUUUUGACUUACAUAGAAAGGGAUGACAUCUUGCCUCCUAUUAUUGUUGUUCAGACCCUGUCUCGAAAUCCAUGCCUCACUCUUUCUGUCAUCAAGGAUUACAUAGCUCGGAAGCUUGAACAAGAAUCCAAGUUGAUUGAUGAGGAUCGUCGAGCAAUUGAUAAGUAUCAGGAGGACACAUUGGCAAUGAGAAGAGAAAUUCAGGAUCUUAGGACUAAUGCAAGAAUCUUUCAACUCAGCAAGUGUACUGCUUGCACUUUCACUCUUGAUCUUCCUGCCGUGCACUUCAUGUGCAUGCAUUCAUUCCAUCAGCGUUGCCUUGGUGAUAAUGAAAAAGAAUGCCCUGAAUGUGCUCCUGAGUACAGAUCAGUAAUGGCAAUGAAGAGAAGUCUAGAACAUAAUUCCAAAGACCAAGAUCAGUUUUUUCAGCAAGUGAGAAGUUCCAAAGACGGGUUCUCUGUGAUUGCCGAGUACUUUGGAAAAGGGAUAAUCAGCAAAACCAGUAAUGGCUCCACAGGCACUCUCAGCACGGCUUCCAGCAGUGGGUUCUGAGGUGUUUUGAGUGUUGACAAAUUACGGUAUGAUCCAUUGUUUGCAACAGCUGCUUAUAAGGUUACAAAUUCUCCGUAGAGCAGCAUCAAACUGAUGACAUAUUGCUGAAGGUUUGUUGCUUGUUCUCUCAACAAAUAGAGGAUUUUGAGGCACGUCUUCAAAAAAUGUGGGUUUUCAAGCAUUUGAGUGUGGUUAGUUUAUGUAUAGCUGAUUGUGCAUUGUGUAAUAAAUUAUAUACUUGAGCAGGCAGUCGACCUUUCUGUAUUCAGAAUUUUUUGGGUCAAUGUUAUUAUCUUGUUGUUUUAUGAACAAAUUUCUUAUUUGAUUUUGAUCAUGGCUAAAUGUACAAUUUAGAUCCUUAUGUUUGA